Molecule: messenger RNA, 796 nt
Organism: Physcomitrium patens
Lineage: Eukaryota; Viridiplantae; Streptophyta; Bryopsida; Funariales; Funariaceae
Source: RefSeq, a predicted model, not a curated record
AUUAGUUUAUCCUCUUUGAUUCCCGGGGUUUUGCUCCUAGCCUGCUCGCGUUCGGAGCUCUUUGCGCCCAAUGCACCACAACGCAGCCGCCGUGCUCGGUAAAUCAGCCACCACAACAACAUCGCCCGUUGAGGGCUACGGACCCUCGUUUCCACGUCACGUACCCGCACAACUGUGCAGGGAAGCAGGUAUCGCGUCGUCUGUGGCCGGGCUGCGAAGAAGUCCCUGUGCACCCUCAUGCUCUCACAGAAUGUGAUUCAGAAGAACUCCCGAGUCAUCUGGAUCACCACCUACGCGGGUACACAGCGUGCGGGAAUCACCAUGUCCUCACCGUCCCCAACUUACUCAAUUUUGAAAAAUCAACCACCACUCUCCCACGCCGUCAAGACUCAAAACCCCACAGUACUACAACAAACAAACAAACAAACAAACAGCGAGCGAGCGAGCGAGCGAGCGAAAACAAGAAAUGGAAAAGAAUCAAGCGUCUUGCUCCAAUCUGUUGUAAAUGCCCUAAUCUCUCACCUUUCAUCCUCACAACUAACCAAGCUUGCAACCCUCACCUUCAUGGACUGUUUCUCCAUAUUCAUUCCUGCAUUACACUUUAGUUUACUAACUACUUCAUGGACUGUUUCUCCAUGUUCAUUCCUACAUUACACUUUAGUUUACUGACUACUUCAACUACUUCAACUACUUCAAGUUUGUUUUGUUUCUUUCAGUCCAAGGUUGGAUAUUAUGUUUGUACUUCCUUACACGUUCCUUGCAAUGCAUCAAAAACCAUAGCCACAACUCUUUCAUA